This is a messenger RNA of Aspergillus oryzae RIB40, 375 nucleotides long. Its product is annotated as Dabb family protein. The transcript is spliced from 2 exons. Lineage: Eukaryota; Fungi; Ascomycota; Eurotiomycetes; Eurotiales; Aspergillaceae. The record is from RefSeq and is a predicted model, not a curated record. Bases 1 to 375 code for a protein of 124 amino acids.
AUGUUCAAGUUCCGUCCUGAGGUGACGCAGGAGCACAAGGACACAUUUGUCCGAGAGCUCAGGAAGUUGAAAGAACUCGAUUGUGUGAAAGGACACCGUCUAGUAGUUGGAGGGCCCUCUGUGACGGACCCUAUUGAGAGAACUAAAGGCUUCGAAAUUGCGCUUCUCAGCUUCCACGAGAAUCUGGGAGAGCUGGAGAAAUAUCAAGCUAGCAAAGAGCAUCAUUGGGUCACCAGUACAUACAUGUUCCCCUAUAAGGAGGACCUGGUGCGCUUUGAUUUUGAAGUUGCUCCUGAAGAUGAAUAUAUGUGGCACUUCUUGCCUGUGAAGGGAAUGAAUGGGGCUAACGGCGUCAACGGUCAUGAAACCCAGUGA